AUGAGUAAAGGCACACCUAGAUGCAAUCGUUUCAGAUUUAGUAUAAAUAGUCAAAGAAAACUAGAAAUGUUACUGUGGCUUAUUCUCUGCUUAUCCGCCCUUGUGAUCGACAACGCAAGCAUCCUUAAUCAUAAUUUUACCUCGCGAUGCAGGAAAUUUCAUCAUUCAACUUUGUUUCAUAAUAUCUCCUUUUUUUUCAACAUAUUUUAAUUCAUUCUACUUAUUUUAUUGACGUUAACUCAUACAUCAUGCAUCUGUGUUAUAUAAUAUUUAACCUAACAAAUUCACAUAUUCACACUUCCCAAAUUAAUUAUACUUCCUGUCAACUAUUACUCAAAUGGCUGCUGUAGCAUAGUGCUAACAUUUAUUUAUCCCUGUUUUUGAUUCAUAAUGAGAGACACUAAUAUUAUUGCACUUGGAUAUUCCCAUUCACUAUCGAAUUGUAGCACACAUCACAACAUUUAUUUCACACCUACAUAUUAUUGUACAGCUAGGAAAACGAAAUCGUUGCAGGCAACAUUUUUUUUCGUUCAUUUUUCGUUGUUAAUAUGAUUAUGAAAUCCAACUGGAUUUUCUCCACCUG
Molecule: messenger RNA, 583 nt
Organism: Trichobilharzia regenti
Lineage: Eukaryota; Metazoa; Platyhelminthes; Trematoda; Strigeidida; Schistosomatidae
Source: the annotation of a GenBank genome assembly